Molecule: messenger RNA, 111 nt
Organism: Rodentolepis nana
Lineage: Eukaryota; Metazoa; Platyhelminthes; Cestoda; Cyclophyllidea; Hymenolepididae
Source: the annotation of a GenBank genome assembly
AUGCAAUUACCAUUGAGGAUCUGGAGAAAUAUCGGCAGGAAAACAAUCUCAGCGAGGACUUCAUUCACCAAUGGCAGAAACUCUUCGAUCCAAAUAAUACCGGUGUCAUAA